Haemorhous mexicanus (house finch) is the source of this 267-nucleotide messenger RNA. RefSeq names its product feather beta keratin-like. Gene Ontology annotation, molecular function: structural constituent of cytoskeleton. The transcript is spliced from 2 exons. NCBI's taxonomy places the organism in Eukaryota, Metazoa, Chordata, Aves, Passeriformes, Fringillidae. Gene Ontology annotation, cellular component: intermediate filament. The coding region runs from base 1 to 267 and encodes 88 amino acids. The record is from RefSeq and is a predicted model, not a curated record.
AUGGCCUGCUACAACCGCUGCAGUCCCUGCAGACCCACCCCGCUGGCCAACAGCUGCAACGAGCCCUGUGCCCUGCAAUGCCAGGAUUCCCGCGUCAUCAUCGACCCUUCCCCUAACACCGCCGUCGGAUCCACCUCCUCCGCUGCUCUGGGCACUGAGCUCAAUGCCCAGGGACAGCCCAUCUCUGGUGGAUUUGGCUUUGGUGGCUUUGGCUAUGGCCUGGGAGGCCUGGGCUGCUAUGGCAGAAGGGGCGGCUACAUCUGCUAA